GUCGAAAUUUGGCGAGUCUGGAGUCGAAAGCAGAUCAGUUCUAAGUUUCUUUGAUCAAAUAUUACAGUUGAAAGAUGCGUUGUCGGUCGAUUCUUCAUCCGAAUCUGACUGAAAGUUGACAAAACAUUAUAUAAUGUUCCUGACUAGUACUUCCUCCGUUCCAUAAUAUAAGACCAUUUUCCAACCUAUGUUAGCUUAAAAAACGUUUUUAUAUUGUGGAACGGAGGGAGUAGCAAUUUCCUGCACUAAAAGUGAUGUCACGCCAUAAGUGGAAGACGUAGACCUGUAGGUCGCCGAUAUUGACCACCUUGUGUUGUGUGUGGACUUCUGUGUGCAGACUCGACAUCACCAAAAAACUUGUGGCUCUGCGAGUGCAUUUUCAAUCAGUUGAAUCCCAUAACUCUAUCUACCACUCAUUCAAUCAGCUGAAUCCCAUAAUUCUAUCUACCACUCAUUCAAUCAGUUGAAUCUCAUGACUGAUAACUCUAUCCACCACUCUAACCAAAACGGCUGCUCCGUUUACAGUAGAGAGAGAGAGGGGAUGAAGAUGAAAUGGCCUGUCAAGAAGACUGAUAAUAAUACCCGGUUUCAUCAUAUCCACAAAGUCGCUGCAAUUGCCAUGAUCUUGCUCCUGUUUGCCUCUGGAACACCAUUGCCCACCUCCGCGGACGCAAAGGGCCGAUCAGCCUCCGGUUGCGUGGCAGGAGAAAGGGAGGCGCUCCUUUCCUUCAAGGAAAGCCUUCUGGACCCCGUUGGCCGUCUCUCCUCGUGGCGAGGCCGAGACUGCUGCCAGUGGCAGGGUGUCCGGUGCGACACCAGCACCGGACACGUCGCCGGAAUCAACCUCCGCAACACCGCCCAAGAUCCAUGGAGUGCUGACUUGAUGCUAUCGAGUAGUGAGAUGAGUUCCUCCAUCACUGCUUUGCGAUACUUGAGGUACCUUGAUCUGAGCUACAACGACUUCAACCAGACAAGCAUACCGACGUUCAUCGGUGCUCUCGACAACUUACGGUACCUCAACCUCUCAUUUGCAAAUUUUGAAGGGAGGAUACCUCCACACAUCGGUAAUCUCUCCAAGUUGCGGUAUCUGGAUGUUAGUGAUGAUACUGCUAGUCUUUCAGUGUCAAAUCUUUCAUGGUUGCAUCGGCUCUCUGGUUUGAUUCAUCUCGAUGUGAGCCGAGUGUUUGUCAGAUCAGCUAGGAAUUGGAUCAGCCAAGUGAAUAUGCUUCCUAAUCUUAAGGUCCUUCGAUUGUCCGGUUGCGGGCUUAACAGUAGCGUCUCUACUCUGUCCCCUUCCAACCUCACACAUCUGGAGGUGCUUGAUCUGUCAGGCAAUUCGUUUGGCACUCCGCUCCAACACAACUGGUUCUGGGAUCUCACUAGCCUCAGGGAGCUUCAGCUCGCAAUGUGUGACUGGCCAGCAGGCCCUAUUCCUGAUGCUCUGGGCAACAUGUCCUCCCUUGUGGUCAUUGAUUUAAGUGCCAACUAUCAACUAUUCGGGUACAUCCCGGCAAACCUGGAAAAGCUUUGCAAUUUGCAGGUGCUGAAUUUGGACUGGGUGAAUAUCAACGGGGACCUGACAAAACUCAUGGACAGACUACCAAAGUGUUCAUGGAGUGUGUUGCGUGAGGUGCACUUGUUACGAGCGAAUUUGUCCGGGGAACUGCCAGAUUGGAUAGGAAAUCUGACCAGUCUGAGCCAGCUUGACCUCUACCAGAACAUGCUGGUUGGCCCUGUACCUGCCGGGAUUGGAGCACUUGGCAAUCUGACUUACCUGGACUUCGGCUUGAGCAAGCUCAGUGGCAUGCUGUCGACGGAACAUUUUGCAAACCUAGUGAGCUUAGAAUAUCUUGACCUUUCACACAACUCUCUGAAAUUGGAUCUAAACGGCAACUGGGUUCCACCAUUCAGAUUGGAUAUAGGAUACUUCAGAUCAUGUAACUUGGGCCCUCAAUUCCCGACGUGGCUGAGAUGGCAAGCUGGCAUAACCCGGCUUGAUAUUUCCAACGCAAGCAUAAGUGAUGUCUUGCCUGAAUGGUUCUGGACUGUUUCUUCUCAUGCUUCAGGAUUGUACUUGUCAAGGAAUCAACUGACUGGGGCCUUUCCAGCACAGUUGAAUCUAGUAUCAGUUGAAGUAAUGGAUCUUUCAAAAAAUUCCCUGUCAGGUAAGCUCCCAGCAAAUCUCACAGCUCCGAUGCUCAGUCAGUUGCAUCUUUCAAGCAAUCAUAUCGAAGGUACCAUCCCAUCAUAUGUGUGUCAAUUGAAUGAGCUAACAGAACUGGAUCUGUCCAGCAAUCAACUCACAGGAGAUCUUCCGAGAUGCCCAGAAAAUAUUACAUGGAGAUCCGUUGGUCCCGAUGUCACAUAUUGUCUUCAAUUUGGUUGUUCCUUCUCGAUUCUAGACUUGAAGAAUAACAGCUUGUCAGGUAAAUUCCCAGAUUUCCUCCAAAAUGCCUUAGGGUUAAGUUUUCUUGACCUUUCGCGCAAUGUAUUCUCUGGUAGUUUGCCAACAUGGAUAGAUGAGAAAAUGCCAAGCCUAGAAGUGCUGGUUCUACGAUCAAACAUGUUCUCUGGUCACCUUCCUAGGCAGUUUACAAAUCUGCCCAGUCUUCAUUACUUGGAUGUGGCACAUAACAACAUAUCAGGAAGGAUACCUUCCUCUCUUGGGAGACUGAAAGCUAUGACAGGUGAAUCCGAAGGAAGCAAAAAUAACUACAGCGACGACAGCAUAAUGACCAUCACGAAAGACCAGGAGCGUCAAUACACCCUUGAUUUUGCAAACCCCAUUGUGUUGAUUGACCUGUCAUGUAACAGUUUAACUGGACAUAUUCCGGCGGAGCUAUCUUUUCUCAAGGGACUUCAGACGCUGAAUCUCUCCGGCAACCAACUAGAUGGAAGAAUCGUGGAUGGUAUCGGCGCCUUAAGGAAAUUGGAAUCUUUGGACCUAUCUUACAAUCGUUUGGCCGGCGGAAUCCCCCCAGGUUUAUCUGACCUUACGUUUCUGAGCUGGCUAAACUUGUCCUACAAUGGUCUAUCAGGAAGAAUCCCCUCGGGGAGGCAGCUACAGACACUCAAUGAUCCAUAUAUAUACGUCGGCAACCAUGGGCUCUGUGGGCUUCCUCUCCCCAACAAUUGUUCAAAUGGAGCAAACCCAAGUGCCCAUGAAGAACAUGAAGGUGCACCUAAUGAUACAACAUAUUUGUUCCUUGGCAUAAGCAUGGGGUAUGUAGUGGGCCUGUGGACAGUGUUUUGCAUCCUUCUGUUCAGCAGAACUUGGAGGGCUGCGUGGUUCCGGCUUUUCGAUCAGUUGUGUGACAAGAGCUAUGUGCAAGUGGUCGUUGCUAAGGCCGCCAUGGCAAGGAGCUUCAGAGACGAGGCAUUGUGAAGGUUUUCUUGCACUGCACAACCCUUGGAUAUAUAUAUGGUCUUACAACCGGUUUGGAUGGCGGUCCAAUAAUAGGAUAGGUGUCUAGUCAUCUUACCCUAUUUUCGCCGGUUGUGACAACUUUUUUUUAAGCAUUUCGUCGGAUUGUUUGAGACCUUGUUUUGUACCUGAAACUUUAUGCAAUAAAAUGGCUGUGUGCAUCAUGCGAUGCAGAGGCCGGGGGUCUUCCUCCUUUUUGAAAAAAAAGUGUUAUGUUGUGUGUAGUAAUAAUAUGAUACAGAGAGAACAUGUUUAAUGCGUCUGUAUCUUCAAUGUGGCUUAUUUGACGGUCAAUUACUGAAGCAUGCCAUGUCUGCACUCACUAGCAAUGCUCGCUUGCAGAGCAGAGCACUGCUUUGCUGUUAGUAUAAUUGUUAAAGCUCAUGUUCUGUAGCUGGAAGGAGAGUUUCAUGUAACCAAGUCUAAACAUUCGCUAUGUCCUAGGAACUAUGUCUAGUUUUGUGUGUGGUGUUUUUCUGGUACCAAGGAACUGCCUCAACACUCUGGUGGUUUUCAACAGUGGUUCAGUGACAGUGUAUGAAGAAGUAAGCGAAUUUUAAGUAGGGUGUGGUUUCUCUUAGUUUUGCCUGUCUGGAUCUGUUUUCGCGUGUCCGAUUUCUGCGCAAAACAAAUGAAGGAACGAUCAUUCACCAGCCUUUUGCACAUCUGGUGCGAAAUCGUUCCAAGAUGCCAUAACUUCAUUAGCCAUUGACCCUUAUUCUGUCUGAUUAGUUCGGUUGUUUCUUGUCGAUUCUAGACUUAAAGGUCUGGUAAAUUCUGUAAAGUUCGGUUUUCUUGACCUUUCUGGCAACAUACUCUGGUAGUUUGCCAACAUGGCUGGGUGAGAAAAUGCCAAGCUUAGAAGUUUUGAUUGUGCGAUCAAACAUGUUUUGA
This is a messenger RNA of Triticum aestivum (bread wheat), 4318 nucleotides long. Its product is annotated as receptor-like protein EIX2. The record is from RefSeq and is a predicted model, not a curated record. Gene Ontology annotation, molecular function: protein binding. The coding region runs from base 473 to 3385 and encodes 970 amino acids. Lineage: Eukaryota; Viridiplantae; Streptophyta; Magnoliopsida; Poales; Poaceae. The transcript has a single exon.